Molecule: messenger RNA, 2895 nt
Organism: Iphiclides podalirius (scarce swallowtail)
Lineage: Eukaryota; Metazoa; Arthropoda; Insecta; Lepidoptera; Papilionidae
Source: the annotation of a GenBank genome assembly
AUGCCCACAGCGCGCAGCCUCCUGUCACGGCGCUGGCUGCUCUCGCGCCGCGCCCAGAAUCACCAGGAGCCGGACGAUGCACCGCCUGGGAACAUGGACCGCAAGCGAAUCGCCCGCGCCCUCAGCUCCCCAGCGCGAACCCAGCAGCCCGCCGACGAGGAGUCGCUGGAAAGGGCCUUCCCCUCCACGGGCCACCUCGAGUACGUGCUCGCCGGAUCCUCCCCCCCAGCGGAGAGCGCGCCCAAUAUGUACGACAGCUUCGAGGAGCCACCCCUGGACUUAACUGCGCACAUAUGCGGCGACUCGUUGCGUCAGAGCGCGCACGAGCAGAUGCGAGCGGUAGGCGGCAGACUGCGACUCCUCGACGAGCUGGAAUCGGGUGUCAUCGCCACCGAUGGAGCGGUGAACGUCUUCCUGAAUGCCACGGAGGCCGAGAGGAACGUUUGCUUGUUCUGGGCGGCCUUCCUCAAGCUCGACCAGCUGCUGCCCGCGUUGAUUGAGACCGGUGCGGACAUUUUGUACUUCGACGCGCUAGGGUUGUCGCCGCUCCACGCCGCGGCGUUCAGCGGCUCCGCGGAAUGUGCCAACUAUCUGCUCUCUUGUGGGGCGGACCCCAAUUACAUGCCGCGCUGCUUCGUGCCGCUCCAUUGUGCCGCGUUCGGGAAUUCAGUGCAAGUGGCUAAUUUACUAAUCAGUCGUGGGGCGUCCGUCCACGCGGCCGUCAAGUAUGUCAAUUGCGAAGGAGGCUUGCUCCAUUGCGCUGUGCGCGCGAAUUCUGUGGAGUGCCUGAAGUUGUUUAUAUCCCACGGGGUCGAUGUUAAUCAGAUAGAGCCGGGCGGCACGAAUGCCAUCCACCUCGCCGCUGAUCUGGGUAUGAUACAAUGUCUCGCAAUCCUCUUGGAAACGCCCGGCGCUGAUCCUAACGUCAGAACUCGAGUAGGCGACAGGGAGUCAACAGCGCUACAUUUAGCCGCUGACGGCGGCUUUGCUGAUUGUGUCGAUCUGCUUCUGUCGAAAGGCGCUGACGCCAGUUUGAAGAAUCAUCGUGGUUUUACGGCUCUACAUUUGGCAGCACGAUCGGCUAGUUUGGAGUGUGUUGAGUCAUUACUGCGCAAAGGCAACGCUGAGCCGAACUCCAUGGAUUUUGAUAUGAGGACGCCCCUUCAUGCUGCGAUCGGAAAAUCUGACAGUGCGUGUGAUAUUAUUGAAACCCUAAUUAGCUGGGGCGCUAAUGUCAACCAGAAAGAUGAAUACGGUUUCACUCCACUACAUCUAGCAGCCUUAGAUGGGCUUUCUGCCUGCGUGGAGACAUUAAUUUAUCACGGUGCAGACGUUACGACAAGAUCGAAAAAGGGAAAUUCAGCUCUUAACGUAAUUGCUCGAAAAACACCGGCUUCCCUUGCUAUGGUAACGAGAAAACUAGAUUGUGCUAUCACGCUGCACCACUCACAAUCAAGUAACAGAGAAGUAGAGCUAGAACUUGACUUCCGCAGCAUACUCCAGCAUUGCUACCCGCGGGAGAUAAGCUACCUUAACACAUUUGUUGACGAAGGUCAGAAGGAAGUGUUACUACACCCAUUAUGCUCGGCAUUCCUUUAUAUUAAAUGGGAGAAAAUUCGCAAAUACUAUGUGGCACGAUUAUUUUUGAGCUUCAUAUUUGUUUUAUGCCUUACUCUUUACGUUUUAACAGCGUUGGCUCAUAAUUGUUAUAACGGGAGCAAGGAUAUGGAAGAAACGAUUCAGGAACAAGAGCUUUGUCAGAAGCAAUCAAUUCUAGGGGAUUUGCUGAGAAAAAACCCGUUUGUCAUAGAGAUGCAAUGGUGGGUGUUAGCAGGAAUAACGAUAUUCGAAAUAUUCAGAAAAGUUUACGGUAUAGCUGGCUACUCCACGGUGAAACAAUAUCUGAUGCAAUCCGAAAACAUAAUAGAAUGGUUUGUUAUUGUUAGCGUAUUUCUUAUAUCAUACAUUUAUACAAACAUAACAUACACUUGGCAGAAUCACGUGGGCGCAUUCGCCGUGCUUGCUGGUUGGACGAAUCUAAUGAUGAUGAUUGGACAGCUGCCGGUGUUCGGCACCUACGUGGCCAUGUAUCAAAAGGUGCAAAAGGAAUUCGCGAAACUUCUAAUGGCCUACUCCUGCAUUUUAAUCGGUUUCACGAUAAGCUUUUGUGUUAUAUUUCCCGAUUCCUCUUCCUUUGCGAACCCAUUUAUGGGCUUUAUCACCGUAUUGACCAUGAUGAUUGGCGAAUUAAAUUUGGACUUGUUGUUGAACGAACCGGACGGAAACGAUCCUCCAGUGUUGCUAGAGUUUUCAGCACAGAUAACAUACGUCUUGUUCCUUAUGUUUGUUACGGUGGUAUUAAUGAAUCUACUCGUCGGUAUAGCGGUUCACGACAUACAGGGAUUAAGGAAAACUGCUGGAUUAUCGAAGUUAGUAAGACAAACGAAAUUAAUCUCAUACAUGGAACUGGCAUUAUUCAACGGAUAUUUACCGAAGUGCCUACUUAAAAUUCUCCAUUCGUCCGCAUUGGUUUCGCCACAAGCCUACAGAGUGGUUCUUAGCGUGAAACCGUUAAAUCCGAGUGAGAAAAGAUUGCCUAGGGACAUCAUGAUGGCUGCGUAUGACAUUGCAAAAAUGAGGAAACAGUAUGGUCAUACUAUAUCAUCUAAUGGAUCCACCACAGGAACUUACUCUUGCUUUAAGAAAUAUGAGAACAAUAACGAUUCUAGUUACAGAGAAUACGGAUAUUCUGGAUUGGGCACCCUUCAAGCGAAGCUAGAUGAGACGUCGGAGAACGUCAGGCAGUUAACACAGGAAGUUAGGGAAUUGAAAAAGUUGAUUAGCGCCCAACAGCUCGUAAUACAGCAAGCGCUCGCCGGAGCGGUGGACAACCGU